AUGGCUACGAACGGCGAUGCAGGCCGAGGCUCUGGAAGCUUGGUCGAUGCGUCGGGGUAUAAGUUCUCUGAGAAAGAUACCAAGCCCGGCAAGAUCAAGGUGAAGAAGACGUCCAAGGCCUCGGCCAAGAAGAAAGCAGACGAUGCGAAAGAUGGUCCGAUCGACAACUCCCCAACAGACUCGCCUCUCCCCACUUUGGAUGAGAAGUUGCUGGCCUCGUUCCCCACGGGCAAGCCGCGCGAGGAGGACCUUCUGGAGACAGUGAUCUGCAAGCACUGCAAGCGACCCAUCCUGAAGCAAGUUGCCCCAGCACACCUGCGCGACUGUUUGAAAGCGAAACAAGAGAAAGCGCGGAAGAAGAAAGAAGCCCGCGAAGCACGCGACCGCGAGAAGGCUGUGGGCAAGGAUGGGGAGGACGACAAAGCCGACGCAGCCGAUGACGCCAUGAAAGGCCAGAAGAGCGCGAAGAAGAGCGCCGUCAAGGGCACGACCGAGGAUGGCACGAAGAAAGGCAAGAAGCGCAAGGCCGAUGCUGACGACGACAAGGACAGCAAGGAACCUAAGAAAAAGAAAAAGAAGGAUGAGCCGAAGGCCAAGGCUGCUAAACCCAAAGGCCCCGUUGAUGUCGAGAAACAGUGCGGUGUUACCCUCCCUAACGGAGCGCAGUGCGCUCGCUCUCUUACUUGCAAGAGCCAUUCGAUGGGCGCCAAGCGAGCGGUCCCUGGAAGAUCGCUGCCGUAUGACAUGCUGCUUCAGCAGUAUCAGAAGAAGAACCAGGCCCGACAGCAGAGUACGUCCCGUUCGUUUCGUUCUACACGCUUAAACCGUUUCUGCGCCAUCCCCGUGGAUAUUCUCGUCCCAUAUAUGGUCCCCGAAGAAAUCCUCAGAAUAUCCUCUCUUGUGGCCCGCACAUCUCGUUCAAAACCUGCUUCAAACCCUACCCCCAGGGUCCCCCUUGUUCUUCUCCUUCCACCCGCGCUUCCCGUGCCAAACCUAAUAUUCCGGAGGAAUUUCCUGGAGAUUGUCUUGUUGAUCAUCCAAAAAAGCAAAACACGAGAGCUGACAUGUUUGAUUUGUGUUACUACAGAGGCUGCUAUCGAUGCCAAUGCCCCGCUGCAAGAAGAUCUCGAAAACAACGGCCCGGUCGACUCCGAUGAAGAGAGAGACUCAGUUAUGGCCGCGAUUACUCGUUCGGUACCCCAACCCUUGGUCACCCACCACCUGAUCACCACGAAGAAAAAGUACAAGUAUGUACGAGUCAAAGAGCAGAUGCUGCACGCCAUGGGCGGCCGUGGCGGCGGUCUCUUCUCAACAGACGACAGCCAACCCCUGCUGGGUGGGAAUAUCUUUCAAUCCGUCGAUACCAGCAUGGCCUCUUCGUCGCCAAUGAUGCCCACCAGUGACGAACCCGGCCCUCUUCCUGCUACUGCCAGUGAUAUGAACAAGAAGGGCCCCGUCCAAGCUGCUCGCAAGACUCCGGUAGCGGCAGUAUCAUGA
This is a messenger RNA of Penicillium lagena, 1497 nucleotides long. Its product is annotated as deubiquitination module subunit SGF73. Gene Ontology annotation, biological process: regulation of transcription by RNA polymerase II; regulatory ncRNA-mediated heterochromatin formation; RITS complex assembly. The transcript is spliced from 3 exons. Bases 1 to 1497 code for a protein of 498 amino acids. Gene Ontology annotation, cellular component: SAGA complex. The record is from RefSeq and is a predicted model, not a curated record. Lineage: Eukaryota; Fungi; Ascomycota; Eurotiomycetes; Eurotiales; Aspergillaceae.